AUGGGUGACGAAAAAAGUAAAAAGCCGUUGCGAUUGAAAACAUUCGGGGAGUUGCAAAACGAUUCUGUCUACGAAAUCCAUCUCCUUCCGCGAAAGCGCAAAACAACAGUAAAUAAAUCGAGUGCACCAGCUACCCCAAAUGGAGACGACGAGCACGAUGCAGAUGAUCGAGUUCCUAGUGAUUCGGAUAAUGGUGAUGAUUCAGACGAAGAAGUAUCGGGAGUAGCGAAUGAAAAGUCAAAAACAACAGCUGGUCAAAAGAAACCAAAACAAAGAAAAACAUACAAUGCACAUAUCUUACCAAUGAUAUUCAGUGAAGAUCAGUCAAAACCAAUGAUAACUCUAGCUAAUUACUUGAUGAAACGACGGAAAUGGCCGUAUCAAGGUUGGCAUAAACGAUUUUUCAAGUUAGAAAAUGGUAUUAUGAUUUAUGGUAAAUCUGAACAGAGUGUAAAACGUGAUCGUCUAAAUGGUAAAUGCGAUAUUGGGUUAUGUAUGGUUACGUAUAUUCGGGAAUCUCAACGAAUAAAUAUCGAUGAAACGAACUGUGUUUAUCAUUUGAAGAUCAAAGAAAAGAAAUUGUUCGAUCAAUGGUUAGACCAAAUAGCCAUACACAGAAAAUAUCGGCAAGGAAUACUAGAACAACGAUCUUUUACCAUACCCAAGGAUAAUACAAAUCAUUCGAAUGAAAAUCAAGCGGUUAAUAAUACUUUGUCGACUGAUCAACUUUUUUACAAUGAUUUUUCUGAUGUUCAAAUACAACUGAGUAACCUAUCGGACAUUCUGGAAAAUAUCAAAAUCAAUGCUAAUAGCACCUCGGUGUCUAGUUCGUCUUCGAAAUCAACUGAUGGAACAAGAUCGAUUGGUCACACUCCAUCAGCUAGCAUCAGUAGUCUAAAUUCAAGUACAGUAUUGGAUCUUCAACGACAAGAUUAUUAUAAUAUAGCUAAAAAAGUUUUUGAUAAUUUGAAUAACUUGCAAAAACGUUUGUCUGUAUUUGCUUUGGAACAACAACAACAACAACAAUCAUUGAAUAAUUCCUUGACUUCGGAGGGUGAACAUGGUUAUCAUUCAAUUUCAUCUCGUGCGACUAUCUCAAGAGAAGGAUCAAUUUUUUAUGAUGCACCCGAAGCUCUCAAUGCAAUACUCUUAAAUGAUAACAAAGAUGAAAUAGAAAAAUUAUCUGAUUCCGAAUCAUCAAGCUAUGGUGAUGAUGAAAGUCAUCCUGACAAUAUCGAACGGCAAUCAUCUGUUCCACCGCAGCUAAAACCUCCUCAAAUGAAAUGGCGUCGUUCAUCAUUAAGUGCAUGUGCACCGGAUACUUCCAAUGUGGGUCUAUGGAAUAUAAUGCGAAAAGCAAUUGGCAAAGAUUUGUCUCGAAUAGCAUUGCCAGUCAUUUUGAAUGAACCAUUGGGUGUUUUGCAAAAGUUAUGUGAGGAAAUGGAAUAUUCGGAUUUACUUGAUCGAGCCGCUCAAACAGACGACGUUCAUUUACGUCUUGUGUAUGUCGCUGCGUUCAUUGUUUCGACAUAUGCAGCUAACUAUUACCGCACGGGGAGAAAAAACUUCAAUCCACUCCUAGGUGAAACAUAUGAAUGUAUACGAGAUGAUAAAGGAUGGAAAUUUAUCGCUGAACAAGUUAGCCAUCAUCCACCAAUUAGUGUUUGCACAUGCGAUUCACCAAAUUUUAUUUAUUCGCAAAAAUUACAGGUGAAAAUCAAAUUUUGGGGAAAAUCUAUGGAAAUCUUUCCUGAUUCGAAAAAUGUCUUAUUUUUUCCGAAAUACAAUGAAACAAUCACAUGGAAUAAGUGUAAAAUGUGCAUACAUAAUGUUCUCUCCUCGGAGCGAUGGAUUGAUCAUUACGGUGAUGUUCUCGUUGAGAGUUCCUUAGGAGCAAAAGCUCGAAUCAGUUUUAUUCAAAGUGAUUAUCGAACACGAUUGAAUAAUGUUGCCGGUGAUAUUGAAGACGCUCAAGGUAAUGUAAUACACAAAAUCUUUGGCCAUUGGCACGAAGAAGUCUUUUGUGGAAAUGAUCAAACAGCAAAAUGUAUUUGGCGACAAAGCGCUGUUCCAGAGAAUUCCAAACAAUAUUACGGUUUUACUCGAUUUGCUAUUGAACUGAAUGAACUUGAUGAUGAUCUUCGUCAACAAUUACCACCCACAGACACACGUUUUCGACCUGAUCAACGUUAUCUUGAAUCAGGACAAGUUGAACUAGCUGAGAAAGAGAAAGCUCGUCUUGAAGAAGCUCAACGUUCACGUUCCAGUUCUGCCGUCAGUCCAAAAUGGUUUGCUGCAAAUGGUGAUUCGUACGAGCUUAUCCGUGAAGAAGAUCCUUCACAUUCCUAUUGGAAAAAGCGUGAAGAACAUUGGGCUCGUGUUGAUUUCGUACCAUUAUGGUAG
This is a messenger RNA of Adineta ricciae, 2403 nucleotides long. The record is from the annotation of a GenBank genome assembly. NCBI's taxonomy places the organism in Eukaryota, Metazoa, Rotifera, Eurotatoria, Adinetida, Adinetidae.